Molecule: messenger RNA, 1435 nt
Organism: Juglans microcarpa x Juglans regia
Lineage: Eukaryota; Viridiplantae; Streptophyta; Magnoliopsida; Fagales; Juglandaceae
Product: omega-hydroxypalmitate O-feruloyl transferase-like
Exons: 2
Coding region: 66-1418 (450 amino acids)
Molecular function (GO): acyltransferase activity, transferring groups other than amino-acyl groups
Source: RefSeq, a predicted model, not a curated record
CACAUCAUCAUCACCUAUAUAUCAUAUGACCUCAAAAGCUCUCCUACUGAUCUCUGCUUCUCUCCAUGGACUUCACAGUCUCCAUAACCAGCCAAGAUGUUGCAAAGGAAGAGCCACUGAAACUGGUGUCUCCAAAUAGUCCAGACCCCCCAGAAACCAUUUUCUUAUCAAAUAUUGAUCUAGCAGUGGCUUUCCCUGUGGAAACAGUUUUCUUUUUUGAAGUACCUCCAGACAAGAGCUCCUCAACACUGAAUAUCUCUCACAGAUUGGGGAAAGCAGUGGCUGAGGUGCUCUUAGUUCCUUACUAUUUUAUGGCUGGGAGACUCAACUUCAACCAUCAGACAAGGAGGUUGGAGCUUCUCUGCAACAAUGCUGGAGCUUUGUUUGUCAGUGCCACCUCGAGGCUUCGGUUGAAGGACCUUGGAAAGCUCUCUCUUCCGAAUUCAACAUUUCAUCAUUUUGUUCAUCGGCCUGGCCUUUACAAAACCCUCGCUGAAACUGCACUUCUUACUAUCCAGGUCACCAGAUUUUCCUGUGGAGGUUUCUCAGUCGGAUUUGUGACAAAUCACGGCAUUCUUGAUGGAAAAUCAGCUAGUGAAAUGUUCCAGAACCUUGCCUCUCUAUGCAGAGGUGAAAGCAUAGCGAACCAAGUACUAUACAAUGACAGAACAUUCUUCAGAGCAAGAAUCCCACCCCAAAUCAAAUACCCACAUAUGGAAUAUGUAAAGCUACAGGAUAUUUCAUCUCUUGCCUCAUCGUUCACUGCACCAAACCAGUUUUUUCCCUCUCCAUCAGUUUUUUCAGAAAAAUUCACUCACAAGCUCUUCUCGUUUACUCCUGAACUGAUCGCCACUCUUAAAGAAAAAGCCAUGAAAAGAUGCUCAAGCUUUGAAGCCAUUGCAGCUCACCUUUGGAGAGCAAGAACAAAGGCUAUUUUCACAAACCCAGAUGAAGUCUCAACUGUUCUUUUUGCAGUAGACAUAAGGUCUAAAACAUCUCCACCUCUGCCAAAUGGGUUUGUCGGGAAUGCUGUGAUCACAGCAUUUGCAACCUCAAAAGUGGCUGAUUUGGUGGAGAAGCCAUUCUGUUUCUGCGUCGAGAAGAUGAGGGAAGCAAUUGAGAGAGUGACAGAGGAGUACGUGAGGUCAGUGAUAGACUGGUUGGAGGUUUACAAAGGCGUCCCUGCAACUUGUAAUGGGAACUUUUAUGUUUCAGCAUGGAGUAAACUGCCAUUUGGUGAGCUUGACUUUGGGUUUGGGAAGCUUGCCCAUGGCGGACCGGUGGCGAGUGGGAACGAUGAGUUUGCGCUGCUUCUUUCUGAGAGAAGAAGCGUGGGAAAUGGUGGAUGCAUAAAUGUAUGGAUGGGUCUUGAGCGAGACAAGAUGAAGAAGUUCGCGGCCCAUAUUUUUGAAAUAUGACAACAGUCUUCCAUGGC